UCGAAAUACUGAAGAAACUAGUUCCUGAAGAAAGAGAAAAUCCAGGGAGAAGGACAAAGGAAAGGGUAAAGCCUUUGGGAUGUUAUAGCGAAGAUUUGCAUUAUUUUCCCUUCCCUUUCCCCCAGUGGAAGGUCAGGUUGGAAGAUUUGGUGGUUUUACUCUUCCUGAAAACAUGUGAGGCCCCUUCAACUCUUAACAAUUUGGAUUUGAGUGUUUUAACUGACUUGGGAAAGCUGCUGCGUUGGAUGUGUGUGCGUGUGGGGUGACCAUGAUGUUCCGAGACCAAGUUGGCAUCCUAACUGGUUGGUUCAAAGGCUGGAAUGAGUGUGAACAAACAGUGGCUCUCCUGUCUCUUCUGAAACGUGUCAGUCGGACUCAGGCCCGUUUUCUGCAGAUCUGCCUCGAACACUCGCUGGCCGAAUGUACUGAAAUCCAUAUCCUUGAGAAUGAGGCAAACAGUGCUGCAAUUGUUAGCCAAUGGAACCAGGAGCCCAAGGAGAAGGUGGUCUCUUUACUUUUAUCUCACCUCCCGCUUCUUCAGCCACGCAACUCAGAUGCCAAAUGCGAGUAUAUGAAGCUGCUACAAAAGGUGCUCAGCUAUACAAUCGAAAGCAACCUGUUUGUGGAGGAGAGUCGGCAGCUGCUCUCUUAUGCCCUCAUCCACCCUGCGACUACUCUAGAAGACCGCACCUCUUUAGCCAUGUGGCUUAACCACCUGGAAGAGCACCUGUCCAGCAAUUACUCGGGACGUGCCUCCUCCUCUGCCUACCACUCUCGCCAAGCCUCUGAUGAGUGGACUAAUCAAUCUGACCUCAUGGACCCAGGCCAUGGAUGGCAGGAAAAGUCUGGUACCACGGGACAGAAUGGCCACUUGCCCUUUCAUGUGUCAUCCUCAGUGCCGUCAGCAAUGAACAGCAUUGGAAGCAAUACGAAUACUGUUCUACCAAGCCAAAUCCAUCCUAGCCCUCUGAAACGGUCCAUGUCCCUGAUCCCCACCAGCCCACAGGUUUCUAGCACUGAGUGGAUCAGCCAGGAGGACCUAGGCAUCCGAACGCCGUACAUUUCUUCAGAUCACGCUCCUCUGUCACCGCAGAGCAGUGUGGCUUCUUCAGGCAGUGAGCAGACUGAAGAACAAGGAGCCAGCCGAAACACCUUUCAGGAAGAGGGCAGUGGUAUGAAAGAUGUCCCGACAUGGCUAAAAAGUCUUCGGCUUCAUAAAUAUGCAGCUCUGUUCUCCCAGAUGACAUACGAGGAAAUGAUGACACUCACGGAGCAACACCUUGAGUCACAGGUUUGCAGGAAUGUCACAAAAGGAGCUCGGCAUAAAAUAGCCUUAAGUAUCCAGAAACUGAGAGAGCGACAGAGCGUCUUAAAGUCUUUAGAAAAGGAUAUUCUUGAAGGGGGUAAUCUUCGAAAUGCACUUCAGGAACUGCAACAGAUAAUAAUUACACCUAUUAAGGUAUAUAGUCCACCACAGACGUCUCAGAAAGAGAGUGACACCACAUCACAGCCUUCAGACAAAUCUGGAAAACCAGCAGAUGAAAAGGAUUCUACAGCCGAGGUGUUUUCGCCCCCAAACUCCUCUCCUUGUGAUGGUGAGCCCUCUGCAAUGCCAAUACCAGAAGGAGAUAUAACGGGGCAGUUUACAAGGGUGAUGGGCAAAGUGUGCACGCAACUCUUAGUAUCAAGACCAGAUGAAGAGAACAUCAGCUGUUACUUGCAGCUCAUAGAAAAGUGUCUAGCACAUGAGGCUUUUACUGAAACUCAGAAGAAAAGGUUGCUGUCUUGGAAGCAGCAAGUCUUGAAACUACUAAGAAUGUUUCCUCGGAAAGCCAUGCUUGACAUGCCAAGUUACCGACAAAAAGGGUGGACAUAUGGGUCAAAUUCUCUUCCUACAGCAGGCUCUGUGGGAGGUGGGUUAGGACGCCGAGGACAGCGACAGUUUCAAAUGCCUUCCCGUGGGCUGCCACCCAAUCGUAUGGCCCUCAUGAGUCCUUCUGGCAUUGGGGGUGCUUCACCUAGGCACACAUUAACUAGUCCUGCUCUUGGAGGGCAGGGCAGGCAGAAUUUGUGGUUUGCCAACCCAGGUGGGAGCAACAGCAUGCCAAGUCAGAGCCGCAGCUCGGUCCAGAGAACACACUCUCUACCCGUCCAUACGUCCCCCCAAGCCAUGCUCAUGUUCCAGCAGCCAGAAUGCCAGGUUCCGGGAACAGAUUUGGAAAUUAAUCCCACGCUGGAGUCACUGUGCCUCAGCAUGACAGAGCAUGCAUUAGGAGAUGGAAUGGAUCGGACGUCAACGAUCUAAAAAAACAAGAUGCCCAGAGAAGAAAAUGAGCUACACUUUAUAUAAAAAUAAACACUUUUGAGUCCUGCACGGCUUCCCAACACAGGAGCUUGAGGACAUUCACCCUUCAGAGUACGGAAAAUGGUCACUACAGAAAAGAAAAAAAAACUGUGUAUAUGUUCUCUGAUAUUUUUCUACUUUAUUAUACUUAAUAACUAAGGUUUAUUAUAAAAAUACAGAUUACUACAAUUUAAGAGCAAACUGCGGCAGAGAGAGUGAGUUUGAAUACUCUGAUUUAACAUGAUUAGUAAUUCAUUAUAUACAUUAUUGUCUCCUAUGAAAUGAGGUAAUUAUAUAAAAAAAAAUAUAUAUAUAUAUAUAUAUCCACAGCUGUGCCCCAAGGUUCCUGGCAGUGUUAGUACAUUGUGCUGGUCAUAAACUGUGAGGUAUGGAAAACAAGGCCAUACUUGUUAAGAGAGCAAGUGCCAUUUAAAUAUGGUGAAAUAUCUUACGUGUUUAUGGUGCUUUUAAAAGUUGAUAACCCUGAGUAUUCUAUUUAUUUUUCUCCUCACCUCAGAUUGUGUGCUUCCCCAUUUGUGCAUUACAAAAAAAUAUCAGAGGCCAAACAGGCCGACUCAUGUCUGCAUUUUGGUUGCAUUUAAUUUUCAGCCCAUCUUUCCUAAUGUCUAUCUUUGUACUGAUGUGUCCCUUGUUCCUUAGUAGGAUGUGGCUUCUUGACGUCAAACAAGUUCUCAUUUCUUUUGUUACACAGUAGAGUUUAAAGUCAGGUAUUUCAUGCCCUUUAAAACCUACCUUCUGACAAACACAAUUCACCAUACAUCAGUUUUCCUCUUUGCGAUUUUGGUUAUUGGGUAUAAAUACAUCUCAGUCUUUAAAUCUAUAAAAUAAAAGAUCAAAACUUUAUGCAGAAACAAAUUCUGUUAGCUUGCUGGUGACCCACUGCAUGUUGAUUGACUUUUGAAUUGAAUCUUCUUCUUGCAAUUGUAGGAUGCAUCAAGCCACUGGGGUAAGGAGUACACUUGAAGUGGUGUUAGUUGGGCAUCUUUGUUUAGUGCAUGUUUUUAAAGAGCAGUACUUGAUAUGACAGUUGUCUGGUCAAAUUCUGAGGUCAGUGUUAGUUAUUUUAUGGCAAGUUGUACUUGUUUGGUAGCAAGAAACCAACGGUUACUUAAACAUUAACCCUUACACAGAUGAUUAGUUUAGUUGGCAUGCUUUCAUCAUUAUGAAUUUUAAAUUAUUUUAAUGGUAUAGAAAUUAAAUCUUUUUCCAAAUUAAUUUUUGUUUUGUGUUUUUGAACAGUUUAAUUAAAUUUCUGUUCAAUAUCUACAUAGAUGAUUGUUUCUGUCUAGACACAAUUUCACUUUUGUUGAGACCAGUAAAUAACUACCUGUUCAGUUCACAGAUUUCUCCUUAGCCAGUGUAUUUUGCUUUAUAUAAAGAAGCACAAGGAGAACACCCUGUCACCUCAUUUUCCAUAUCAUUUUUUUCUAUGGGUUCACUCUGAGCUUUUUUGCUACACUUGAAACUGGGAGGUCUGAUUCCUGUACUACUUCAGCCAGCUGUUGAGUGCAUUUGUCUGAAAUGUUGAAGUUAAUAGCUGAGUUUUAACAAGAAGCCCAUCAUUUAGCCUACACCCAGUUAAAAAGAAGCAUUGUUUGUCACAUAAAUCUGCAGUUCCUAUUCAGUCCCACUGCCCGCCUCACAUGAUACAGUAUAAAUUAGAAUGUGUCAGUCCUAUAGAAACUACACCUCAGAAGCAUUUUAAGGGAAAUCAAGGGUUUAUGUGUGCAAAACAAAGCAUCUUUCCAGAUCUGUGACUUCCCCACAAUAACGCUUAAAGCUUGUGCCUACCUCUGUUCAACUGGAUGCUAGAGACUGACUCAUCAGGGUUUGUUUUUGUUUUCCUCUUCCUUUAAGAUGGUCAAAGUGAGGUCCACAGGUGUUGUGUGUUGAGGUGAUGCUGUGCAAAGAGAUGGCUUGGAUUCUUUGGACUGCAGUAGUGAUGUUGAAUGCUCAGGUUUACCCAUUUAAUAGAGAGGAGUGGGCCAAUGGAGUGGUCACUUGUGGGCAGAAGAAUUUGUGUAAUGACUGAGUAGAAUCUUAUACUGAAGUGUACCUCUGUUUUAUUUCUGCAUUUCUUUCCAUAACAUAUGCAACAAAUAAUGAAAUCAGACAUUAGUGUCCAAUGCAAAAGCCUCUAAAUGCUUCAAUUUAGAUAUCUUUGUCUGUUGCUGCAUUUUUAUUACGCUCGGUAAUUUCAGAAAUCUGCUGCUUUUACUUUUGGCCAUUGUUCAGGAGGAAAGGUAGCCAUGAUGUGCAAAUAAAAACUUCAUAAAUGUGAAGUUGCAUGAAAUUAUUAUGCAUGUCUUGUUUUAAAAGCUGCAUUUAAGCAGAUUCUUAUCAGUGAAGGGGGAAAUGUUGUUAUCCAUUUCAAAGUUCCAGAAAUCAGUUGAGAUGUCAGGUUGUGUAAGGUGAAUAGGAAUGUAGUUUUAGAGAGACAGCAGCAAGUUGAUUUGAGGGAAUCACCUUGUGGACACACACACCUACUGUUUUUGCAAGUGUCAUUUGUGGGCUUUGUUUCUUGUUCAGUCUGUUUUUCCUGUACCAUCUAAUCCCACCUUUGUUUUGUGUAGUGACAAAUAAAAAAAAAAAAAAUAUUUUGCUUCAGUAAUU
This is a messenger RNA of Polypterus senegalus (gray bichir), 4978 nucleotides long. Its product is annotated as protein Smaug homolog 2. The transcript has 12 exons. Gene Ontology annotation, biological process: negative regulation of translation; regulation of mRNA stability; nuclear-transcribed mRNA poly(A) tail shortening. NCBI's taxonomy places the organism in Eukaryota, Metazoa, Chordata, Cladistia, Polypteriformes, Polypteridae. The coding region runs from base 269 to 2305 and encodes 678 amino acids. The record is from RefSeq and is a predicted model, not a curated record. Gene Ontology annotation, cellular component: P-body. Gene Ontology annotation, molecular function: mRNA binding; translation repressor activity; protein binding.